This is a messenger RNA of Magallana angulata, 870 nucleotides long. RefSeq lists its product as uncharacterized. The coding region runs from base 1 to 870 and encodes 289 amino acids. The transcript has 6 exons. The record is from RefSeq and is a predicted model, not a curated record. NCBI's taxonomy places the organism in Eukaryota, Metazoa, Mollusca, Bivalvia, Ostreida, Ostreidae.
AUGGAUGUUGCGAUAUUUUGUUUGUUUGUGUUGGUUGUCGUCUCACCUACUUGCACUCUUGAAGGAGGCCAUAUCUGUUUAAAGAGUGAGACAACGGAGAGUGGAAAACUUGUAUGCUGUAGGGGCUAUGAAGAAAAGAAUAAUAAGUGUGUAGAAUGCAGUCCCGGCUUCUGGGGAUGGAACUGUACUGACAGGUGUCCGAAGAAUCAUUAUGGUAAAAGAUGCUUGACAAAAUGUAGCUGUAAUGAAACGCAGAUUUGUCAUCAUGUGUGUGGAUGCUUACAAAGAUUGGACUUGGAUAUUGCAAAUAUGACAAACAAUGAUAUAAGUAUCUUUUUAGAGAAUGUGACGUAUUCACCUUUUGCAGAGGAGUGUCCUACUACAACCGAUGAGUUAUCCACAAGCACAGAUAAUACAACGGAUUCACAGUCUGCUAUUGGAAUACCUUCCCCGGAAUCAAAUUCUACAAUAGCAUUUCUUAUUGUAGCAGCAAGUGUCACUAGUGUAUGUAUUGUAUUCGGAAUAGGACUGUUAUAUCGGUUGCACUUGGGGAGAAAUAAAGCAGAAUGUCGCGUUCAUCACAAUAUGGUGUACGAUUUAGGAGAUAUAUCAAGGAUUCGGGAAAACCCAAGUGUACGCGAAGAGCCAGCAGAGCCUCUGUAUGGUGAAUGUAGUUACGAGGACACCUGCUACAGUACAUUGGUACUAAGAGUGAACAAUGAAUCUGGUCGGGAACCUAAUACAUUACGACAGCCAGUCUUUACAGAUGAUGACAGUAUAUAUGAGUUAGCACAUCGUUAUACGUAUCAUAGUGAUGAGGGACAACCAACAAACGUGUCUAUUACUGAUAUGACUGAAGCAGCUGAAUAA